Arachis duranensis is the source of this 3543-nucleotide messenger RNA. Its product is annotated as probable disease resistance protein At4g27220. The record is from RefSeq and is a predicted model, not a curated record. Gene Ontology annotation, molecular function: ATP hydrolysis activity; ADP binding. The coding region runs from base 1 to 3543 and encodes 1180 amino acids. The transcript has 6 exons. Lineage: Eukaryota; Viridiplantae; Streptophyta; Magnoliopsida; Fabales; Fabaceae.
AUGAAGACGUCGGAGGUGAAACGUCGCCGGCUGGGGGAGGAGCUUUUCCAACUGGCACGUUCAGGGCUGCGCGAACGACGCAAUCUUCACGAUGGUGUUGCUCAGUCGUCCGCGGUGUGCACGGCGAUGUCUCUCGAAGCGACGGCGGCUGUUGUGGGUGGCAGUGCGACACCUUUGAGAGAAGAUAAGAAUAGGGGAGAAGCAAUUCAGUUCAAAUGGGAGAGAGGGAUGCAGUUUUGCGUUGUUUACGGAUGGAGAUAUACUCCUAUUAGGAAAUCCAGAAGAAUGGCAAACCUUCCGACUAAACCGUUAGAGAAAGUUAUUAACUUACUCGGGGAAGCGAGUAUUCGCCAGCUUGAUUAUAUUGUCAACUGUGAAGGCCAUGUUAAGGAAUUAAAAGAACUCACUGAGACUCUUGAAAGUAGGAGGCAAACGGUGAAUGAGCGAGUUCAAGUUGCAAAAGACAAUGCAGAAGAAAUCACACCUGCUGUUGAAGAUUGGCUUAAGAAGGUGGCGGAAAAGAAGGAAGAAAGUAAGGAGUUUGAAGAUGAUGAAACCCUCAAAUCCAAGACAAGUUGCUUUGGCGGGGGGUGCUCUAGCGGGGCUCUCCCUUUUUUGUGGCGCAGGCGUCAACUUGGCAGGAAAGCAAAGAAGAUAUUGGCACCGGCAAUCAAGCAGCUGAAUAAUGAAACUCCUGAUGGUGCAAAUAUCUCUUAUCGACAAGCUCCAAUGUUUGAGGAUUGCAAUUCAUCUGGCGGUGGCUAUCUCGAAUUUGAAUCAAGGAAGGGUAUAAUUGAGAAGGUCAUGGAGCGAUUAAAAGAUUCCAAGGUAAGAAUGGUUGGACUACAUGGGCCUAGUGGCGUGGGCAAGACCUCUCUGGUAGAACAAAUUCGAAAACAAGCUAAGGACAGCAUAUUGUUCGACAAGGUAGCCAUGGCAACCAUAAAAGAAGAACCAGACCUUCAAAAGGUUCAACAAGAUAUUGCGGACGGUUUAGGAUUGACCUUUGGAAAUGAAGGUGAGAAUGGGAGAGCAUCUCUUUUGAGAAAGAGGUUGAAGCAGGGGAAUACCCUUGUGAUCCUGGAUGACCUUUGGGAAGAAUUGGACCUGAAUAAGAUUGGAAUUCCAUUUGAUGAAGAUGAUGUUUCAAGCCACGUGAUGCACCAAGAAAGACCAGAGGAGGAAGAGCAAAUAACAAGUGAAAAUUCUUCUAGCACCACCAAGGGAUGCAAACUUUUUGUCAUUUCAAGAUCUAAAGAAGUGUUGCAAAAUAAAAUGAAUGUCGAAGAAAAAUCAAUCGUCCUUGUCCCCGAGUUAGACAUGGAAGAAACUUUGAGAUUGUUCAAGAAAGUGGUUGGAAUGUCGAAUAAAAAUCCUAACUUCAAUAGCGAAGCUCUUCACAAGUACUGUGCAGGAUUGCCAAUGGCAGUUAUUCUAGUCGGGAAGUCAUUAAAGAACAAGAGCGAUUCAGAGUGGGAAGGCGAACUAGAAAGAAUAAAAAACCAACAAGAAUCAAAUGAAGUGCAAAAGUACAUGGAGAAAUACGUGAGGAUGGGCUAUGAUCAUCUAGCAAGCGAGGAGCUCAAGUCCACUUUCCUUGUGUGUGCUCAAAUGGGUCAUCAAUCAUUAAUUUCUGACUUGGUGAAGUACUGCUAUGGUUUGGGCAUACUUAAAGAUGUUCAUACUCUGAGAGAUGCCCGCAAGAGCAUAUCGAAGUCAAUCAAGAAGCUAAAAGAUUCAGGCUUGUUGGAUAGUAAUUCCGGUGAUCAUUUCAAUAUGCAUGAUAUAAUUCGAGAUGCUGCUCUGUCUAUGGCGUGCAAGAAUCAGAAUGUGUUUAUCCUGAGAAAUAAAACGUUGGAUGUCUGGCCUGACAAGAAAGAACUUGAGAGCUGCAUUGGAAUUCAUCUACACAAGAGCCAUAUCAUGGUUGAACUCCCAGAAGUUUUGAAUUGUCCUCAACUCAAAUUUUUUCAUAUUGACAGUGAUGAUUCAAGUUUAGAAAUACCAGACAGGUUUUUUGAAAGAAUGGAAGAACUCAGAGUAUUAGUAUUAUCUGGAAUUCAUAUACCAAGUCUGCCGUCUUCAAUUAAAUGCUUACCAAACCUCAGAAUGCUUUGUCUGGAGAACUGCACUCUUGGUAACUUGUCAAUUAUAAAUAAAUUGAAAAAUUUAAGAAUUCUUAGCCUAUCAGGUUCUAGAAUUGAAAAUUGGUCAACAGAGUUGGAGGGCUUAUGCAGAUUACAAUUGCUAGACAUUAGCGAUUGUUCAAUAAGCAGAUUCACUCGACCUCUUUCUCUAUCGAGGCUCAUUAGUUUGGAGGAAUUGCAUAUAAAAAAUAGCUUGACCAAAAUUGAGGUGGAGGGAGAAGUAAAUCAGAGUCAAAUUUCAGUUCUUUCUGAGCUGAAAUAUUUGCAUCAAUUGAAUACUAUAGAUGUAUGCAUCCCUAGUGUUGAAGAUUUACUAACAGACUUGUUCUUUCACGAGUUGAAUGAUUAUAAGAUUGUGAUUGGAGACAUUGAGACAAUUUCAAUUGGGGAUUUUAAGAUGCCCAAUAAAUAUGAAGCUUCCAGAUCUUUGGCACUGCAGCUAAAACCUGGCAUGGAUAUUCACUCCCUCAAAGGAAUCAAAUUGCUAUUCAAAGGAGUGGAGAAUUUGCUGUUGGGAGAUCUCUGUGGAGUUCAAGAUGCAUUUUAUGAGUUGAAUCUGGAUGGAUUUCCAUGUUUGAAAAACUUGUCGAUCGUAAAUAACAAUGCCAUUAAAUAUAUUGUGAACUCAAUGGAGUUGUCACAACCUCAAGACGCCUUUUGUAGUUUAGAGUUUCUCAACCUUUUCAACCUAAUGAACAUUGAGAAGAUAUGUUGCAGUCCUGUAACAAAUUCCUCAUUUUCUAGACUAAAGACCAUCAAAGUGAAGAUGUGCCCCCAAUUGAAGAGCAUAUUCUUCUUUUACAUUGUUAAAGUUCUUACUAGUCUGGAAACAAUUGAUGUCUCUGAAUGUAAUUCUCUACAAGUAAUUGUUGGUGAGGAAGGAGAAGGAUCCAACAAUAAGGUUGAGCUUCAAGAGUUACGCUCUUUGACACUACAAAAGUUACCAUCAUUUGUCAAUUUUUACAACAAAGUGCGGCAAGCAAGAAUCACUAAUGGCAUAGAAAUUGUUCCAGUAGAGGAUGAGCAAAGUGUGGCAACUUCCUUUCCUCUAUUUGAUGAAACUGUAGAUAUUCCAAAGUUAGAGAUCUUGAAUUUGUUCUCAAUCAAGAUCCACAUGAUAUGGAACAGUCAACCUUCAAAUGAUCGGUGUCCAGUAAUGGAGAAAUUAUUCAUCACUGAAAGAAAUAAGAAUGAGUAUCCAACGGUUUGUAUUUUUCCUGAGUUGGAGGAAAUCCAGUUGAGUAAAAUGGAGAAGUUAAAAGACAUAUGGCCUCAUGAAGACGAAGUCAGUGCAGAUUCAUUUCCUAGACUCACUUCUAUUGAGCAAUGUGUUGCCAACUUCUAUAGCCAAGGAUCUUGGAAAACUACAAAGCUUUUCAAUAGCCUCAUGUCGUAG